Molecule: messenger RNA, 3620 nt
Organism: Bufo gargarizans (Asiatic toad)
Lineage: Eukaryota; Metazoa; Chordata; Amphibia; Anura; Bufonidae
Product: gastrula zinc finger protein XlCGF26.1-like
Exons: 3
Coding region: 93-2018 (641 amino acids)
Source: RefSeq, a predicted model, not a curated record
ACUGAUCAGGCUCCUUUCCAUGGCUUGUAGAGAUCAGAGUGCGUGCAUGCCGGCCCUAUAAGAGCCAGAGAUAGUGUGUGCACACAUGACCUAUGGGCAGAGAAGGUCAUUAUCGGCAGGAAGCAGGCCUCAGCUUGUGUGGGAGGACAGCGUUAUUCCAGCAGCCGGGACCACUGGGAAGGGAGAGAGGGAUGUCUGUGGGACUGGACCACUGGAGCCCUAAAGCUAUGGAGCAGCUUUUAAAUCUGGAUAAAGAUCUGACCAAUAUUACGUCUGAAGAUACAUAUGUGAGGGGCGAUGAGCAGAUCAUAGAGGACAUUCCCACCGAUAACCACCCAGAUGACUGUACCAGGAGCUCAGAGAAACAUGUGUUGUCAGCUUUUAGAACAGAUGAUUGUGGUGUCCCAGAAGAUAUACAUGAAGAGCAUGCCAUUAUCUCAGAUGUAUCCUCAGCCGUUACCAGCAAAAAUCUAUCAUCUGAUCCUUUAGAUGGAUUUCAAUCUUCUGAUUCAUCACAGACUGUUAUGCAAAAUAAACGCCACAGAAGAAGUGUUCAACAUCAAAGAAGUCAUAAAGGGGAUAAUGCUCUUACAUGUUCAAAAUGUGAGAAAUGUUAUAAAUAUAAAUCAGAUCUUAUUAGACAUCAGAUAACUCACACAGAGGACAAGCCAUUUUCAUGUUCAGAAUGUGAAAAACAUUUUAAAUCUAAAUCAUAUCUUGUUAUACAUCAGAGAAUUCACACAGGGGAGAAGCCAUUUUCAUGUUCAGAAUGUGGGAAAUGUUUUACUUAUAAAUCAACUCUUGUUAUACAUCAGAGAAAUCACACAGGGGAGAAGCCAUUUUCAUGUUCAGAAUGUGAAAAACAUUUUAAAUCUAAAUCACAUCUUGUUAUACAUCAGAGAAUUCACACAGGGGAGAAGCCAUUUUCAUAUUCAGAAUGUGGGAAAUGUAAUUCUAAAUCAGUUCUUACUAAACAUGAGAGAACUGACAAAGGGGAGAAGCCAUUUUCAUGUUCAGAAUGUGGGAAAUGUUUUCAGCAUAUAUCAAUUCUUCUUAACCAUCAGAGAAUUCACACAGGGGUGAAGGCAUUUUCAUGUUCAGAAUGUGGGAAAUCUUUUGCUUAUAAAUCAACUCUUGUUAGCCAUCAAAGAAUUCACACAGGGGAGAAGCCGUUUUCUUGUUUAGAAUGUAGGAAAUGUUUUACUGAAAAAUCAGCUCUUGCAAAACAUCAGAGAAGGCACACAGGGGAGAAGCCAUUUUCAUGUUCAGAAUGUGAGAAAUGUUUUCAGCAUAAAUCGGCUCUUGUUUACCAUCAAAGAGUUCACACAGGGGAGAAGCUAUUUUCAUGUGCAGAAUGUGGUAAAUGUUUUCAGCAUAAAUCAUUUCUUCUUUGCCAUCAGAGAAUUCACACAGGGGAGAAGCCAUUUUCAUGUUUAGAAUGUGGGAAAUGUUUUCAGCAGAAAUCGGUUCUUGUUAACCAUCAAAGAGUUCACACAGGGGAGAAGCCAUUUUCUUGUUUAGAAUGUGGGAAAUGUUUUACUGAUAAAUCAGCUCUUGCAAAACAUCAGAGAAGACACUCAGGGGAGAAGCCAUUUUCAUGUUCAGAAUGUGGGAAAUGUUUUGUAGAUAAAUCAAUUCUUCUUAACCAUCAGUUAAUUCACACAGGGGAGAAGCCAUUUUCAUGUUCAGAAUGUGAAAAAUAUUUUAACCGUAAAUCACAUCUUGUUAGACAUCAGAGAAUUCACACACGGGUGACGCCAUUUUCAUGUUCAGAAUGUGGGAAAUGUUUUCAGCAUAAAUCGCUUCUUCUUUCCCAUCAGAGAAUUCACACAGGAGAGAUGCCAUUUUCAUGUUCAGAAUGUGAGAAAUGUUUUAAGUAUAAAUCACUUCUCCUUUCCCAUCAUAGAACUCACACAGGGGAGAGGCCAUUUACUUGUUUAGAAUGUGGGAAAUCUUUCAUAACUAAAUCAAAUCUUGUUAAACAUCAGAGAAUUCACACUGGAAAGAAGCAAUUUUAAUGUUCAGAAUGUGGUAACUAGAGAUGAUCGAACUUUUAAAAAAUUCAAUGCUGCAGCUUGGUCAAAGUUCAACAAGAAAUUUUGGUUCGUUCCAAAUUAAUUUGUCACGAAUCAUUAUGUUAAAACCCCAUUCAGCUUAUCAGUCAAUAAGACCAUUUUUAACGGCCCUUUAGACCGAAGUGCACUCAUCUAACAGCCAUUAAAAAUGAUAAUACGCUUGUGCAAUAUGGCCUUUUGGAUUAAAACAAAUAAAUAAAUCACUCACUUCACAGGGGCUGUCAACUCCUCUCUUCAUUGAAAAAGACCUGCUGAAGGACCUGCGCUUAGCAUGAUGGCUUCACCAUGUGAUCAUGCUGGGAGAGCACAGUGACAUCAUCACACUGAGUGCAGGUCCUUCGACAGGUCUUUCUUAGCCAAGAGAGGAGCGGACUGCCUCUACGAAUUAGGAAAAAAUGAUUCGUAAUCAUGAAGCUGAAGGAAAUUCGGCUUCAGUUAAAAUCAAAUUUUUCCUAAAAUUCAGACUGAAUUCCACUUCAGAUGGUUCGCUUCGCUGAACACUAGUAAUGACCAUAAAGCAGAUCUUAUCACGCAUCAGUGAAUUCACACAGGGCCGAAGCCACUGUCAUGUUCGGGAUCUCAUCUGUAACUGCACAGCAGAGAGCUUAAAUUUUUCUAAUAAUUUUUCUAACAAGGGAUUUUUUUAAAUUUUUAUUUGUAAACUUCCAAGAGCUAUAAGUUUGAUUAACUUUAUGUAGCAGUAUGAGGGCUUGUUUUUUGCGUUAUAAGUUGUAGUUUUUAUGGUGCUAUUUUGUGGUACACAUGACCUUCUAAUUAACUUUUUUUUAACUUUUUCUGGGAGAAAGAUGGGGAAAAACAUCAAUACUGUUUUUACGCUAUAAAAUUUGCAGCUUUUAUUUUUGACAAAAUGACAUAAUAGCUUUAAUUCAUUAUUGGAUUAUAGUGAUGUCAAAUACAUCUUUUUUUUACGUUUUACUACUAUCGCACAAUAAAAACCUUUAUUUUUUUAAAGUAGAAAAUGUUUUUGCAUCGCCAAAUCCUUCUUUCCAGGGAGUUGUAUGAAGGCUUGAUUUUUGCGGGAUGACUUGUAGUUUUCAUUGGUUUCCUUUUGGGUUACACAUUGACUUGAAUGGGCCUGCAAUCCGUAAGAUAUAUCAAAAGAUAGGACAAGUCCUAUUUUUUGCAGAGCAGAGUGAUGGAUUGGAAGCCCAUGGAAACACUCAGAAGCUCGUCCAAGGGCUUUGGGGUCUGUGCCUCCACACCGUUAAAGACCGGACAUGUCCUAUCUUUUGAUGUAUUUUGCGGAUCUUGAAUGGGUCCAAACUGACUUCACACGGCCGCGACCCAUGUUUUACGGGCCGCAACCAUACGUUCAUGUGAAUGAGCCCUAAAAUCAGGACCUGAGCUCUAGAGUCCACUAAAUGUAAUGCACGCACUCUCAGGUCCUGAGUAAUUUUAAGUGAAGAACUGUGUGAAACAAAGUAAAUGACCCUGUGCUGUAAUCAGGCGAUCCGUCACAUGAUUCCCUUAGACUUUAUAUAACUGUUUCAAACAUGUUGUUAAUAAAUAUAAUAAAUAUCUGCA